AUGGAGGAUGAUCAACAACAACAAUAUAAUUAUGAAUCGAAAUCAAUAGGUCAAUUGGCACAGGAGCAUUAUUUAUUGGUUUGGGGUACUGUUAUACUUUUUAUCGUUGCAUAUAUCAAUAGAUAUAGAAUAUUAGCAUUGAUACCAGAGAAGAAAGUUGAAUUUAAAAAAGAAACACUCGAAGAAUUCGAUGAAAAUGUAAGAGUUGCAAGAUUGAAAUUGCAAGAUCGUAUGAAUGUCGUUGCAAAAGAUCAAAUCGAAGACACAAAGAAGAAAGAAGUAGAGAAGAAACUCAAUCCGAAACCAAAGAAAUCAAGUGGUUCUGGUGCACCCUCUACCAUCCUCGGAAUGGAAGUUGAUUACUCGCGAUCUCUCAAUGGUGGUGACAACAGAGGUUCCUUCAGACCAUCCUAUUCAAUGAGAAAUCAAGGUGGUUGUGGAUCUGGUGGAUGUCCUUAA
Heterostelium album PN500 is the source of this 459-nucleotide messenger RNA. RefSeq lists its product as uncharacterized. The record is from RefSeq and is a predicted model, not a curated record. The transcript has 2 exons. The coding region runs from base 1 to 459 and encodes 152 amino acids. Lineage: Eukaryota; Evosea; Eumycetozoa; Acytosteliales; Acytosteliaceae.